UGACAACAUGGGCGAACAAGUGCAGGUUGCCCCUCUCCGAUCUUUGGGAGAUUUUAUCUUGGAAUCGGCACGAUUCCAGAUCCCGAACAUAAAAGAUGCCGACAAAUGGGCUAACAGGGUUUUGAACAAUCUGCUUUAUUAUCAGACGAACUACUUCCUGACGGCGCUUAUAGUUUUUCUACUCAUUGGAAUCAUCCAUCCUGUAAAGAUGGUGUUUGGGUUCGUGGCUAUUGCUGUUGCGUUUGGAGGCUUUGUGUAUUCCACCAACAAUCAGUGGCGAACCAGGAAAUUCAAGCGCGACCAUCCCCUGCUCAGUGUGCUCAUCAUUCUGGCGGCCGGCUACCUCGUCGUCUACAUGCUCGGCGCUGUCAUCGUCUUCAUGUUCGGAAUAGCUUUCCCCUUGCUAUUGAUAAUCCUUCAUGCAUCUUUAAGAAUGAGGAGCUUUAAAAACAAAAUCACCAACAAGAUGGAGUUUGUUGGCUUGAAACGGACUCCGAUGGGUAUCAUCUUGGAGGGACUUGGACAGGAACAGGAAGCAGGCUCCUAGACUGUCAGCAUCCAUGGAUACAUUGUCGCUGGCGUUGUAACAAGUUGUCAAGAAAUAUUUUGUACUUCAAAUAUUUAUGGUCAUACGUCUUACGCUUUUGAAGUCUACUUUUUGCAAGAAAGCUUACAAAUAUAAGCUUACGUUAUGAAUGAAAGGUUCUAUAUUUGAAUCUGUUUCUAAAGUUAUUAUGAUGUAAUUAUGAGUGACAGGUUGUUAUGCUGGAAUUAUUGUGUAUGGUUGACACAUAUUUCAUUCAGUCUACAUAAUUGAAGAAAAAAACAACUUAUUUUUUUAUGUAAAAUUGUUAGAUUUAUUAACCUUUUCUCUGUGAUGUAACUGGUGCUCUUGCUAACAGGCUGUAAAUCAACUGUCAUAGUCUGCUUCAUGCAGAUAUC
Haliotis rufescens (red abalone) is the source of this 942-nucleotide messenger RNA. Its product is annotated as PRA1 family protein 3-like. NCBI's taxonomy places the organism in Eukaryota, Metazoa, Mollusca, Gastropoda, Lepetellida, Haliotidae. The record is from RefSeq and is a predicted model, not a curated record. The transcript is spliced from 3 exons. Gene Ontology annotation, cellular component: membrane. The coding region runs from base 8 to 547 and encodes 179 amino acids.